AUGGAAGGAUUAACGGCGCUAGUUAGAAAAUCGGUGUUUAUGGGGGACUUCAAACAUUUUAACUACGGAGUAGAGGAGAAGGUGGAUAUUUUACAAUUCGCGGAUGACACUAUCAUUCUAGCUGAACCGUCUAGUGACAAUCUUUGGCAUUUGAAAGCUUUGUUGAGAGGUUUCGAGUUUGUUUCGGGGUUGAAAACUAAUUUCUCCAAAAGUUACGCUUGUGGUGUUAAUAUUGGUGAUUGGUUUAUGAACUCCGCAACUUCUUUUCUCGCUUGUAAAAAAGGAGAUAUUUCUUUCUUAUUCUUAGAAAUCUUGGUGGGUGCGAAUCCUAGAAGGAGGAAGGUGUGGGUUAAGGUGAUUAAUAACAUCAAAGGUAGACUUUCCUCUUGGAAAGGUAGAAAUAUAUCGAUUGGUGGUAGAGUGACGCUCAUUAACGUGAUCUUAAACGCUAUUCCCUCAUUUCAUCUAUCUUUCUACAAAGCGCCGGGUGUGGUCCUAAAAGAGAUUAGAAGUAUCUUAAGCAAUUUUUUAUGGAGUGGUAACGUGAGCAAAAGGAGCAUUCAUUGGGUUAAUUGGGAAACUGUUUGCAAGCCUAAAGAUAAAGGCGGUUUAGGCGUUAGAGAUGUGAGGGAGAUUAAUAAAGAGCUUCUUCUUAAGUGGAAAUGGAGGAUCCUAAAGGAGGACAAGGCUAUUUGGUGUAAUUUCUUGGAUUUGAGAUACAACGGAUCGAAACUUAAAGUGCAAAAGUCUAGAGGGUUUCUGCUGCUUUCUCAGUUUUCGGAUUUAUAUGAAUUCUCUACCAACAAACUUUGUACAGUUUCUGCUGCUUUCUCUCGGGACAAUGAUGCAACAUUUUGGCAUUCAACUGUAUCAAUGGUGUAG
Messenger RNA from Vicia villosa (hairy vetch), 882 nucleotides. RefSeq lists its product as uncharacterized. The transcript is spliced from 2 exons. Lineage: Eukaryota; Viridiplantae; Streptophyta; Magnoliopsida; Fabales; Fabaceae. The record is from RefSeq and is a predicted model, not a curated record. The coding region runs from base 1 to 882 and encodes 293 amino acids.